Messenger RNA from Macroventuria anomochaeta, 1641 nucleotides. RefSeq lists its product as uncharacterized. NCBI's taxonomy places the organism in Eukaryota, Fungi, Ascomycota, Dothideomycetes, Pleosporales, Didymellaceae. The coding region runs from base 1 to 1641 and encodes 546 amino acids. The transcript has 2 exons. The record is from RefSeq and is a predicted model, not a curated record.
AUGGCUAAGGGCAGCAAGGCUUCGCGAAAGAAGCUCAGAGCGAGUCUCGGUGACAGCUGGGAUGAUACUAACUAUUCGACCGACGGCGCCUCUACUGCUAAUCACAGUGAGAUUGAACUUGAGCCCUCAGACAAUGAAGUCGCGCAAGAGGAGCAUGUCAGUCUACCGUCUUCCGCUCAAGAACAAAGCCCGUUGUCUGAGCCCCUUCCACAGGAGACCAUAGCCAGGAGCCUGAGAUCGUCUGACAUUGAGCGGACUCCACGACCGUCAAAGCCAGCCGAACCCCAGACGCAAUCCGAACGAACGGGGCCCAGCUUUAUUAUGCCUCAAUUGGAAAGCUCAGUACAUUCAUUGAACGGCUCUCCAUCGCGUAGGUCGCAACCAAAACCCACGCCUGCUGAACAACAACAAAGUCCGACUAUCGUGCACUAUCUCAGUCUACUCUACGAUAACUUUGUGUUUCCUGUAGUCCGCUACCUCAUUGGCGUAGUCGGUCACGCAAUGGGCAAUCUGCAACCUUUCUUUGGUCUUGCACUCGCCGUAAUGGUGCUCGUAUUCAGCGUCCAGUGGGCUGUUGGCUCUUUCCGCUCUGGGCUGACAGUCGCUCUGUCACCAGUCUGUCUCAUCCCUGGUUCAUCCUACGUUGUACCAUUCUGUGCGACAAGGUCCUACGACGACCCGCGAGUAGACUUCGAAGGUCUGCUGGAUGCACAAUCAGGUCUGGAGGAGAUUUUGGAUGCAGCGAAAGAUAGUUCAACGCUCCCGUCCACCAUCAAGGACUCUGAAAUCGCCAUACGCGACCUGCGCACCCUAGUCCGCCACUCUCGACUGCCCUCGCGGCAUCAGCUCGACCUAGAAUUUGAGAAUUUCGUGCUUGCAGCCAACGAAGCCUCCAUGGACCUCUCCCGCUUCAACUCCCGCAUCGGCGCAACCACGGAUCGCAUUAUUGCAACAAACACCUGGACAAUGGCAGUCCUCUCCGGCAUCUCUGAGCAAGAAGCAUCCUACGGCGCACUCGACCGCGUCUACGGCGCCCUAACGCGACCCUUCAUCGCCCCACCACCAACACUCCAACAACGCCUCUUUAACCAGUACCUCCUUCACGUGACCAAGAACAAGGAAGAAAUCACUAAACUCAUCGACACCGCCGUCGCCCUACUCUCCGUACUCCAAAACCUCGACGAGCGACUUGACACCAUUUACCAAAUCGCCACCAACGACGACGUAACCAUCACCAAGAACCAAGAAGAACUCCUCGCCCAACUCUGGACCAAACUCGGCGGCAACAGCUCCAAAGUAAGAACUCACAACAAGCAACUCCACCUCCUGCGCAACAUCUCCGCGUACCGCAAGAAGGCACUCACCCACGUUUCCGAAACACUCAUCAAGUUACGUGAGAUCCAGGCGGAGUUGGAGAACCUACGGGAGAAUGUUGCGGCGCCGGAGGUCCUGGGGUGGAGAGACGAGCUGCCGAUGGCGUAUCAUUUGGAUCUGAUUGAGAAGGGGGUGGAGCGGUUGAGGAGGGCCAGGGGAGAAAGUAUGAGAGUCGAGGGCGAGACAUAUAGGAGGUUGGUUAGGGGUGGGGAGGAGGGGGGUGCGAGGGAGUUGCCUGCGUCGACUGUGACUGUGAGGGCGAAGUAG